UGUGUGAGCCAGCUUGCAUAGGGGGGUGGGCCUGGCCUCAUAGGCAGCAGCAGAUUUCAGAGAUGCCCCUGAUGGAGGCUGAGGAACAGGAGGAAGAUGCCAACUCCCUCUCAAAGGAUGAAUCCGAGACUAACUCACGUGACUGCCUCCGCUACGUGCCCCUCUGCAUAGCCCUUCUACUGCUGGCUGGAACUGCCACAGCAACCUGGUAUUUUCUAGACUACAGACCGCAGCACCCAGAGCCGGCCAUUCUGCAGUUUUACUCUGGCAGCCUCCAGGUCCUCAAUCGCCAGUACUCCCCAGAUCUCGGGCGGUCAGAGUCCAGAGCCUUCUGGACAGAGUCGGCUAAGCUCCAAAAGAUGCUGAAGGAACUGAUUCAUGCCACAGCGCUGGGGCGAUAUUACAACUCGAGCACAGUCUAUGCCUUUGGCUCAGGCAGCCAGUCCUACCAGGCGGAGUACAAGGUCAACCCCGACUCCCUGGUUCUGCUAGAAUCCAGUGUGAAAGACAUAAUAGUCCUGAAAUCCACCCUGGGUUGCUAUAGAUACAGCUAUAUCCAGGAAGAUGACGUCUUAAGACUGGAGGGCCCUGACUACCUGGCCUCCAGUUGUCUUUGGCAUCUCCAUGUCCUCAAGGGCUACAUGAUCAAGCUACGCCUGGAGUGGACUCUCCCGGAGUGCAGGGAUCGCCUGGCUAUGUAUGAUGCAGCGGGGCCUCUGGAGAACCACCUCAUCACCUCGAUCUAUGGCUGCAGUCGGCAGGAGCCCAUUAUGGAAGUCCUUUCAUCAGGCUCUGUGAUGUCCAUUGUGUGGAAGAAAGCCAUGUACAGCUACGAUGACCCCUUCAUCCUCUCUGCGCAGGCUGUGCCCCUCAAAGCCUGCAAAGUGAAUAUAACCCUACGGGAAGGCCUGGAACUGCAGGGGAAGAUCGGCACACCACACUACCCCAGUUACUACUCACCCAACACACAGUGCACAUGGCACUUGACGGUCCCAUCUCUUGACUAUGGGGUCACCCUGUGGUUUGAUGCCUAUGCACUCAGCAGACAGAAGUAUGACCUGCCCUGCACCCAAGGCCAGUGGAUAAUUCAAAAUAGGAGGUUGUGUGGCCUGCGGACGCUGCAAGCCUAUGCUGAGCGGAUUCCUGUCACGUCCUCUGCUGACAUCACUAUCACCUUCACCUCACAGAUCUCCUUAACCGGCCCUGGCGUACAGGCUGCCUACAGCCUAUACAACCAAUCUGACCCCUGUCCUGGGGAGUUCCUGUGUUCUGUGAACGGCUUGUGUGUUCCCUCCUGUGAUGGGAUCAAAGAUUGCCCCAAUGGGCUGGAUGAGAGAAACUGCGUGUGCUCUGCAAAGUUCCAGUGCCCAGAGGAAAAUGAAGAGCAGUGCAGUGAAGGGGUUCCCUGUGGGCCCUUCACCUACCGCUGUGAAGAUGGAACAUGUGUGAAGAAACCCAACCCUCUGUGUGACACCACUGCAGACUGCAAGGACCUGUCCGAUGAGAAGCACUGCGACUGUGGGCUGCAAGCCCCUCUCAGCAGGAUUGUGGGUGGCGCUGAUUCUGUGGAAGGGGAAUGGCCAUGGCAAGCCAGCCUGCAAGUUCGGGGCCGCCACAUUUGCGGGGGAACACUCAUUGCUGACCGCUGGGUAGUCUCAGCUGCACACUGCUUCCAGGAUGAAAGAUUGGCUUCCCCCUCCGUCUGGACCAUUUAUUUGGGCAAGUAUUUGCAAAAUGCCACCAGUCACACAGAGGUGUCCUUCAAAGUGAGCCGCCUAUUCCUCCACCCUUAUUAUGAGGAGGACAGCCAUGAUUAUGACGUGGCCCUGCUCCAGCUGGACCAUCCUGUGAUCCGCUCACCCUUCAUCCAACCCAUCUGCUUGCCUGCCCCCUCCCACCUCUUUGAGCCUGGCCUUCAUUGCUGGAUCACUGGCUGGGGAGCCAUCAAGGAAGGCGGCCGCAUCAGCAACAUCUUGCAGAAGGUAGAUGUGCAGCUCAUCCAGCAGGACAUCUGCAGUGAGGCCUAUCACUACAUGAUUUCUCCCAGGAUGCUCUGUGCUGGGUACCACAAGGGCAAGAAAGAUGCCUGCCAGGGUGAUUCUGGAGGUCCACUAGCCUGCAAGGAGCCCAGUGGCAAGUGGUUUCUGGCUGGUUUGGAAACAGCUGCUGGAAAAUUACCCAACCUGGAAUAAAGCCAAGUGUUGGUACUAGCCUUUAAAAACACCAUUACAUGGGCAGGGAAAUUCACAAAAGAGGGGAACAGAAAACCUUUCUCUAUCAGGAAGAAGAAAACUAAACUAUCUAUUGGAUUACAAACUGAUCCAGAGCUGAAGUUUUCACAAUUUGCAGGGCAUUCUGUGACCUCCAAGAGAAGCGCUUUUGGGCAAGUCUAAGUGCAAAGAGACAAACGGAAACUGACAAAAAUAAAGUUUAAUGGUAUCCAGAUCUGAGAGUUUCUUGCACUGCCUACCUAUAGGGUCACUCAUUUCAGACCUCAGUGUGCUCUGUAUUCCCAGUGCUUGCUGUAACACCAGCUGCAAGUCCCUGAAGAGCAAGGUUAUUAGACUGAACCUAUGUAGCGGAAGUGAAUGCUUCAGCUACUGGAAAUGGGGGGAAAAGGAGGUCAGGAAGUAUGUGAGGCCACAGAGGAAGAAGUCAUCUGAACUGUGAAACCCCAAGAAGUUUGCAGAAACAGAGCUCACGUCCAUGCAAGCCAGGCCCAGGAAGAAGCUAGGGCUGCAGGCAACAUCGGCCUAAAGGAACAUAAAGAACAAACCUCUCCAGUGGACUAUGAUCCAGUCUUUGUAUUCACUGGCAAAGAGGGGACCCUGCAAAGCUGUAACAGUAAGCAUCCACUGCAUCCCCUAGAAGGGACGACAACCAUCAGCUCCAGAUAUCCAUAAACACAUGUUGCUGCAUGCCCAAGAGCAGACCCCGGCUCAUUAACUAUCUGAGUUACCAGUGGGUUGAAACAGUUGCCGUCUUCCUUUUUUUAAAGGAGAAAAUACUACAGAGAAGAAAUUGUUGAACCACCUUGGCAGGGACACUUAGGGAGAUUUCAGUUCUCAAACGUAUGACAAUGGUCCUGGGGAAAAAUGCCUGCCGUUUGGGACUACAGGUUCCAGUUCCCUCAAGUUCUUUAAAGCCACAUGAUAUGUCUCAUGGAAAGAACAGCAAUGCUCAAUCCAAUUCUCACCAUGUGAGCUGGCAUCCAAUCCUUGAAGAACAGAGCUGUGACUCUGUUGCAGGCCAAAAAGUAAAACGGGCAAAAGACUGGAACGAGGAAAGUGCAAAGUGUCCCAAGAGAGAGCUACCUGUUGCCUUUCUUGGGCCACAGAGUUUGCUUUGGGAAAGAAAAGUC
Struthio camelus australis is the source of this 3361-nucleotide messenger RNA. NCBI's taxonomy places the organism in Eukaryota, Metazoa, Chordata, Aves, Struthioniformes, Struthionidae. The record is from RefSeq and is a predicted model, not a curated record.